This is a messenger RNA of Aethina tumida (small hive beetle), 1139 nucleotides long. RefSeq names its product nucleoporin Nup43. Lineage: Eukaryota; Metazoa; Arthropoda; Insecta; Coleoptera; Nitidulidae. The record is from RefSeq and is a predicted model, not a curated record. Gene Ontology annotation, cellular component: nuclear pore outer ring. The transcript is spliced from 4 exons. Gene Ontology annotation, molecular function: protein binding. The coding region runs from base 75 to 1124 and encodes 349 amino acids.
GAGCAAACAUUUAAAAAGUUGGUUAGUGUUGUUGGAAAGCAUUUUGAUAAAUUUUUAAAACAAACAUUUUAAACAUGUCACAUAAUGUUCAUGGCACAUUUGUAUCACAAAAAAUCAAUAAAAUACGUUGGAGACCGGACCCAUUCAACAAUGCUCACUUUUUCGUAACCGGCAGUUGGGAUGAUGAACAAAAUUUAAUCAAACUGUGGGAUUUUAAUGAAAACGAUGAAGACGACGAUCUUUUCCCAUUUCCUGUUGCUUCUUAUAACCACCCUGGUGAUGUCACGGAAAUGAAGUUCUUAAAUCCUGAUUACUUUGUUGCUUCAUCAUCGCAUGGUAGUGCUUGUUUAUAUAAAAUACAGACUAAAAAUGAAGUUAUUACUCUAAAUGAAGGAAUAAUGUGGAAAAAACUACAUUAUUUUCAAUAUGACGAACCCAGUCCUUGCACAAGUUUAGCACUUUAUGAAAAUGAUAUAGUUACUGUUGGAGAAGAUGGAAGAAUCAACUUAUUAUCAGCUCAAUCAAAUAUUAUUAUCAGAAGAAUUGAUGAAGCUGAUAGUUGUUCAUUGCAAUGUGUAAUAUUUUUAAAACACAACGAACUUUUAACCAGUGGCUUAAGAGGUCAAAUGAAAAUAUGGGACCUGCGCUCAAAGGAAAACCAACCUAAAACCACAUUUAAACUGAGUGGGGACCAUGUAACACCUACAUGUAUUACCUAUCAUCCCACUCAAAGGCACCUCAUCAUUGCUGGUGAUGAACUAGGAACCUUAACAGUUUGGGAUUUAAGACAAAACACAUUCCCAGUGAACGUUCUCAAUGCUCAUCAAGAUAGUAUUUCAGAAAUUCAAUUCCAUCCAGAUAACCCAGAUCAAUUGUUCAGCUGUUCUAGUGCAGGUGAAGUUUGGCAUUGGUCUACAAAGGGAAGAUCCAUUAUGUCAAUGGAUGAUGGUGAGACUAAUGUGUGGUUGUCGUUAGAUAAUCUUAAGAAUAAACUUGAAGUUUUCACCAUCAUGCCAAACUUGGGAAAACCUAUCACUUCGCUAGAUCUUCACAGGAAUAAAGUACUUUGUAGCUGCGAUAAUGAAGCGAUUUACUUAAUUAAUGGUGUUACAAGACACAAUUAAAUUGUUAUUUUAUAA